Molecule: messenger RNA, 411 nt
Organism: Helobdella robusta
Lineage: Eukaryota; Metazoa; Annelida; Clitellata; Rhynchobdellida; Glossiphoniidae
Exons: 2
Coding region: 1-411 (136 amino acids)
Cellular component (GO): membrane
Source: RefSeq, a predicted model, not a curated record
AUGGAUUUGGAGGAAAAUGAUUUUUCCAACAUGAAGGAUAGCAGAAUGAAGUUUGAAGUCGGCUUCACCAGGCCUAUGAUCAUAUCACUGCUCGUCUGGAUGUUUUGUUGUCCCGUGUUCGGAGGAGUUGCAUUCAUUUAUGCAAUUCAGGCUCAGGUGUCAGCUUUCGCAAACAACCGUGAGCUUUCCAGCGACAAUUUAAGAAAAUCCAAACGCUGUGUGAAGUUUGGAAUAAUUCUUGGAGUGUUCUGGUUCCUCCUCCUUUGCUUAUCUUUGUUUAUCUACAUCAGAACUAUCGAACAUCGUUUCGCCAGUGUUAGUGAAAAUGCAAAUUCAUUCAGAGCUAAUGGAAAUUUUUUUCAAGCUCCAAACAAAAAUGCAAAUUUGUUUCAAACUCUAGACAGAAAUUGA